CGUCACAACUGCUGUCAAGGGCUAAGGUCCCGCCCCGCUUCCAUACCAGACCAAUGGCCGGGCCCGGGAAGAGUCCCCUGAGAGGGGCGGGCUCGGGUUCCGGCCAGUGGGCGGGUCCUCCUUGAGGACCCCGGGCUGGGCGCCGCCGCCGGUUCGUCUACUCUUUCCCUCAGCCGCCUCCUUUCAACCUUGUCAACCCGUCGGCGCGGCCUCUGGUGCAGCGGCGGCGGCUCCUGUUCCUGCCGCAGCUCUCUCCCCUUCUUACCUCCCCACCAGAUCCCGGAGAUCGCUCGCCAUGGCUUUACUUACUGCGGCCGCCCGGCUCUUGGGAACCAAGAAUGCAUCUUGUCUUGUUCUUGCAGCCCGGCAUGCCAGUGCUUCCUCCACGAAUUUGAAAGACAUAUUGGCUGACCUGAUACCUAAGGAGCAGGCCAAAAUUAAGACCUUCAGGCAGCAACAUGGCAAGACGGUGGUGGGCCAAAUCACUGUGGACAUGAUGUAUGGUGGCAUGAGAGGCAUGAAGGGAUUGGUCUAUGAAACAUCAGUUCUUGAUCCUGAUGAGGGCAUCCGUUUCCGAGGCUUUAGUAUCCCUGAAUGUCAGAAACUGCUACCCAAGGCUAAGGGUGGGGAAGAACCCCUGCCUGAGGGCUUAUUUUGGCUGCUGGUAACUGGACAUAUCCCAACAGAGGAACAGGUAUCUUGGCUCUCAAAAGAGUGGGCAAAGAGGGCAGCUCUGCCUUCCCAUGUGGUCACCAUGCUGGACAACUUUCCCACCAAUCUACACCCCAUGUCUCAGCUCAGUGCAGCUGUUACAGCCCUCAACAGUGAAAGUAACUUUGCCCGAGCAUAUGCACAGGGUAUCAGCCGAACCAAGUACUGGGAGUUGAUUUAUGAAGACUCUAUGGAUCUAAUCGCAAAGCUACCUUGUGUUGCAGCAAAGAUCUACCGAAAUCUCUACAGAGAAGGCAGCGGUAUUGGGGCCAUUGACUCUAACCUGGACUGGUCUCACAAUUUCACCAACAUGUUAGGCUACACUGAUCAUCAGUUCACUGAGCUCAUGCGCCUGUACCUCACCAUACACAGUGACCAUGAGGGCGGCAAUGUAAGUGCCCAUACCAGCCACUUGGUGGGCAGUGCCCUUUCAGACCCUUACCUGUCCUUUGCAGCAGCCAUGAACGGGCUGGCAGGGCCUCUCCAUGGACUGGCAAAUCAGGAAGUGCUUGUCUGGCUAACACAGCUGCAGAAGGAAGUUGGCAAAGAUGUGUCAGAUGAGAAGUUACGAGACUACAUCUGGAACACACUCAACUCGGGACGGGUUGUUCCAGGCUAUGGCCAUGCAGUACUAAGGAAGACUGAUCCACGAUAUACCUGUCAGCGAGAGUUUGCUCUGAAACACUUGCCUAAUGACCCCAUGUUUAAGUUGGUUGCUCAGCUAUACAAGAUUGUGCCCAAUGUCCUCUUAGAGCAGGGUAAGGCCAAGAAUCCUUGGCCCAAUGUAGAUGCUCACAGUGGGGUGCUGCUCCAGUAUUAUGGCAUGACGGAGAUGAAUUACUACACGGUCCUGUUUGGGGUGUCACGAGCAUUGGGUGUACUGGCACAGCUCAUCUGGAGCCGAGCCUUAGGCUUCCCUCUAGAAAGGCCCAAGUCCAUGAGCACAGAGGGUCUGAUGAAGUUUGUGGACUCUAAGUCAGGGUAAAACUGGAGACUGGGGGAAAGUGACUACCAGAAAGUGAGGAAGCCUAAAUAAAAAGUAUACUUUUGUUUCAGGGGGCCUUUAAAGACUUAAGAUUAAAUUAUAUCUGAGGCACUGAUAAUAUGUUUGAGGUUAAAAUACAAAUUAAGACUUUAAAAGAUGAAAAAUGGUCCCUUCUUCCCUAAUCAGCUCCCUUCCCCUGCCUGGUAUGAGUUGCCCAUCAUAGGCAUGGUCCUGGAGGAUGACCAGGACUAAUGCAUGUGGUAUGAGUAGGUUUGGCCCCCUCACUAUCUCUAGAGUGAGAAUCUGGCGCCUGUUUCCAUGGGUCAAAGCCGGUUGCAGAGAACCUGCAAUCACUUUGGAGCUUUAGCUUCUUCUCUGCCAAGCCCUCAAUAAGCCAGCAAACCAGGACUCUGCCCCUUCUGUUUCCAUAGGAAUCAUGCUGGAUAGUCAGCUGUACCAAGCCCCUUAGCCCUCUCCCAUGCACACAAACACCUCCUAGCAAGACCUGUUGGUUAGCUGGACAUGCUUUGGCAAUUUUUUUAUACUACCAAGUGACCAUAAAGGCAUGGCAUUUGUUGUGACUGGCACCCAAUGUUUGAUUUUUUUUUUUUUUUUAACUAUCCAAUUAAAAUUAAGGUCUGGGAGUGUUCUGUUUCCCAUUACUUUAAUACUCACCUCCUCCCAGACUUUCUACACCUGUUGCACUUCAGGCUGAGGAUGUUCUGGACCUCCCCCUCUUGGUCCCUACUAGAGACUCUCAACAGAUCUGUGGGCCCAGUCAUUGGGUUUUAUCAGUGCUUAAUGUGAAUUAAGUUUUUUACUUCCACAGACUACAAGCCACUACCUUCUGACCUCCCCACCCCCCACCAACCCCCAUCUUUUAAUAUGCUGUGGGGCAUAGAAUAGGGACUCCAGAAUAACCAGCAUGAUAUUUUCAGAGUCUUGUCCCUGGGGUAUUAGCACCUCUUUUUGAACAGAGAAUUGGUUCAAGAUUGGACAUGGUCUCCUCUGAUUAUCAGGUACUGGGGCUGAGGGCAUUAAAAAUAGUAAGCCUCCCUCCUCAUCCCCUGCCUCAAGAAAUUGCCUCCUUAUUUAUCAACAUCUUUUUUCCUCCCUUUCCCUGAGAGCUCACAGUACAGUGUUUGUUUCAGAAGUCCCAUUUGCACAGGUUUUCAGCAACUCAGAAUGCUCUACUUCUUUUUCUUUGAGAAAGGAUUGAGAUACACUCCUGCUGUGCCCCCAUCUUUCCUCCAAACUCCUGCCUGUGUUUGUGUGGAUACCCAGUCCCAGAACCACACUGUUGAGUUGGACACACUGUAAACCCCUGGGUAACUGUCAAGUCAUGAUGCAGACUUCAGGUUGUUCUGUAUAAAAUGCAAAAUAAAUGUUUUUAUUAACAAUG
Molecule: messenger RNA, 3098 nt
Organism: Pongo pygmaeus (Bornean orangutan)
Lineage: Eukaryota; Metazoa; Chordata; Mammalia; Primates; Hominidae
Gene: CS
Product: citrate synthase
Exons: 11
Coding region: 296-1696 (466 amino acids)
Biological process (GO): citrate metabolic process; tricarboxylic acid cycle; carbohydrate metabolic process
Cellular component (GO): mitochondrial matrix
Source: RefSeq, a predicted model, not a curated record